Messenger RNA from Suillus discolor, 2306 nucleotides. RefSeq lists its product as uncharacterized. Lineage: Eukaryota; Fungi; Basidiomycota; Agaricomycetes; Boletales; Suillaceae. The record is from RefSeq and is a predicted model, not a curated record. Bases 116 to 2215 code for a protein of 699 amino acids. The transcript has 4 exons. Gene Ontology annotation, molecular function: nucleic acid binding.
AUUAGCUUAUGUAAUCGUCGACUACUACCUUUGAAACCCUUCUUCGUUCAGUGACCUUGUCAUUGUGUUGAGCGUCUUCCUCGCCAUCUUCCUCGCCGUCCCCAUAGCUUCCAAAAUGAACUCGUCAUCUCGCCCAGCAUCUUCCUCGACACGUCCUACAGUAUCACCAAACUCUAGACCUCAAGUGAAUACCCACACAAAAGUUCUAGACACUACACACGGUCGCAUCCUCUGCAUCGCAGACAUCCGUGGUCGACUUUCUGGCCUAAACGAUCUCGCGCGCGAGGCUAAUGCCAAAGCUAUCAUUCAUACUGGUGACUUCGGUUUUUUCGAAAGUAACAGUCUGGACCGUAUAAAUGACCGCACACUGCGUCAUCUGACCAUGUAUUCGCCACUAAUACCAUCCACGCAGCGUACCCACUUCCUCGCACCUGACAACACCUCCCAAGCAAUCCGCGCCACCGUCGAUAUUUCCCUUCUUUCUGAAUUCCCUCUCCUUCUCUCAGGUCAACUCAAGCUUUCUGUCCCUGUAUAUACUGUUUGGGGUGCUUGCGAGGACGUCGUCAUUCUCGAGAAAUUCCGUGCUGGCAUUUACAACAUCGACAACCUUCACGUCCUCGAUGAGGCAACCACUUAUUGUCUUGAUGUCGGAGGCGUCAAGCUGAGGCUUCUUGGUUUGGGUGGCGCACUCGUUCCCCACAAAAUGUUUGAUAAUGGUGAUGGCAGCGCAACAAUCGCUGGUGGUCAGGGUACCAUGUGGACAACCGCACUCCAGAUUGGUGAGCUCGUUGAUACUGCUCAGCGUGUCUUCGAUCCCACCGAGACGCGUCUCCUUGUCACCCACGCAAGCCCCGGACGCGAAGGCAUAAUGGCUCAACUUGCACUCGUUCUCAAGGCUGAUCUCUCUAUCAGCGCGGGGCUUCACUUCCGUUAUGCCUCCAGUUAUAAUGAGUUCAGCGUGCAAAGCGACUUAGAAGGCUUCCGUCACAAGCUCAUUGCUGGAAAGGAAGCCUUUGAUAAAGUUUGGGACAGUGUGAAGCAGCAGGUAGACACCGUCAUCGAUGAGCAUCAGCGGGUCCUGCUUGACAAGGCCCUGAGUGUCAUUGAGAGGGUACCAAACGCGCAGGGUCCGGAAGAGCCCUCUUGGAAGAACUGUUGGAAUUGGAACCUGUGUGACGCUGCAUUUGGUUCACUUGUGUUGGAUGUCAAGGAUGGCAGGAUCAGUGCCGAGUUGAAGAGCCAGGGGUUCAAUUAUGCGUACCGUCGCACUGCAACGCCAAGUAAUGUUGUUCCAACACCCAAUUCAACGACGUCCUCACUACCGAAUGCUACUUCAAACCCACCCACCAAGGGUUCAACGCCCGUUCAGGCUGAAAAACCUCUCUCGCCGCAUCCAAAAGAGGUCAGGUCUCCUCUGAUCCCUGUAGCAUCUGGCAAAGAGACACCAAAAGAGUCAUCUCCAUCCACUCCUGCUCCCAAAUCUAACGGGAGUGGAACUCCUGCACCGCCAUUAGACAAGGCCGAAAAAGAGAAGCAGAAACGGAAAGAGAAAGAGAAAGAAAAAAAAGAACGCAAGGACCGUGAACGUAUGGAAGCGAAAGAGAAGGAGGCUUCUACAUCCGAAGAGAAGGCUGAUCCUGCUUUGAACGCACCUGCUCCAGCUCCGACUUCUGCGUCUGCUCCAACUCCAAUUCCGGUGUCUGCACUAGAGCAAUCAGGCAAAGCAACACCCGAAGCGCCCAUCGCUGAUGUACGUGAAGGGAUGAAGUCGCCAACAACGGACAGUACCGGCGCGAGGACACCGACAAGCAAGCGGUCAUCGAGACAUCCUUGGACUUUAUUUGUUAAACUCCCUCAACAGUCGACGGAAGCAGACGUCAGGUCAUUCUUUGGCGGUGAGACAGCGGGAGUGACGAAAGUGACAUUCCUUCCGAUCAAGGGAUCCCCGCAUCUCCGUGCCAGACCCCUUGCUUAUGUAGAGUUCGGUGAUGAAGAGACCAUGAAGGCAGGAUUGGACAAGAAUGACGAGAAAAUGGGCGAGGGUACGGUUAGCGUGCAGAUAGCGACAGAUCGUGAAGAGCGCGGUGAUAGAGGGGUCCGUGGUGGUCCUAGAGGACGUGGGCGUGGAUUUGCUGCACGGAAUUUUGCCGCAGCUGGGCUUACCCGUGGCACGCCUCGCGCGAAUGGUGAGGCACGCGAGAGUGCUGCUGCAUGAUCGACUCACGGAGUGAUUUGAUACGACCCUUUGACGACAUCAUAGGUUUCUACUUUUCCAUGAUUUUCAAUGCCAUGUCGUGUUCGUCUGU